UGGGGUUGCAUAAAUUAUUUUCUAGAGAGUAAAAACACUCAUAUUUCAAAAUGGUUCUCAUUUUUAUAAAGCAAUCUCAUUUCUGGUUAGUAUAUUUCAGGGCGAAUGGGUAAGGAUUGAGCCAAGAGCUUGUGUGAGCAAAUCCAAUUUUUGGCAGCAAAUGUCAGUUACGCGGUUUUGUAGAAUAACGAUACGCGGUUUUGUAUUUUAAACGACAUAACUUGUGUGCCAGUGUGUGCAUGAACACAUGACGAUGAUGAAUAUCUUAAAGUAGCGCUAAUAACAUUUAUAUCAUUUACUUUGCAUUCUUCUCUACAGCUCGACCGUACAAAUAAGGCGAACAUGGUCCCAUCUAGACAGCCUAUGUAGAGCAAAACAGCUUCAGUUGAGACGUCGCGCUGAGAGUUGAAAUGAAUUAAAGAUAAACAACUUUAACAAUAAAGAGUUCAGCAAAUGAAGUGCACGAAAUAAAAAUUAAUAAAAAAGCAAAAACAACAAUACUUUUUCUUUUUUCAAACAAUAAGCAAACAGCAGCAACUGCUGCGUUUCAGCCGGGUGAAGAGCAACGGCAUUCUUUACGGCAUACCGUUUGAAGCUUGUGUGGGUAGCAUUCGCAUUUGUGCCGGGUUAACGUAAAAAUAUCAAUUAGUUAUUACGAGACGAGGAAAAAACCAGUGCGGUCAAAUCAUGGAACAGUGGAAUAAUGUGGAAUUGACCAGUUUAAGGAAAAAAUCCUAUACAUUGAAUCAUGAAUAUGAUUUAGCUAAUAAAUGUAUUGUUGCGAAUAAUAAUAGUGAAGCGCCAGCGACUACCAAUAACAACGCCAAUGGCGAUGAGACCUCUAGUAAUGCGAAUCAAAAUAAUAUACUAAAACCAGGAUCAAAUAUUAAGCCGAAAGUAACAUCAGAGGAUGUGGAAUCGUUAGUGCGACGACUUUAUGGCAUCACAAUAAAUGAAAUUAAAGAAUUAAUAUCAUAUGAUGAUCGCAAUUAUCUAAUACAACCAGAUUGGAAUAUAAAAAAUCCAAUUAUCACCACCCAAUGGCCGCAUGGAUAUAUUUUGAAAAUUCUAAAUGCGCUUGACUCGAAAAAGCCAAACUUCGUCGAUGCUCAAAAUGAGCUAAUGCUUUAUUUAGCCAAAGAAGGCAUAAUUUGCCCCAGACCAAUAGAAAAUGUUAAUGGAAAAUACUUUUCUGUGGAGAACAUAAAUGGCGCUGAUCACGUUGUUCGUUUGCUGGAGUUUGUGCCAGGCCAAAUGUUUCACGAAGUGGAAAAAUCCAAUUAUCUGCUUUACAAGAGUGGCGAAUUCAUAGCCAAAGUCGACAGAACGUUGAAGAAUUUCCAACAUGAAGUCUACGAUACACACAAAACUCUCUGGAUGUUGGAGUCGGUGCCACGGUUGCGUGAGUUCCUUUACGUCUUACAGGACAUCUCGCGCAAAGCUAUUGUCGAGGAGAUCAUUGAUGCAUUCGAAAAGAAUGUGCUGACACAAUUGGAUAAGCUUGAAAAGCAAAUAAUACACGGUGAUUACAAUGAACAAAAUAUCAUAGUUGAGCAAUCGAAAAAGUCCGCCGAUGGCGAAUAUAAAGUGAAAGGCAUCAUUGAUUUCGGUGAUACCAACAAGUCGCCAAUAAUCUUCGAAAUAGGUAUUGCGCUAACUUAUAUGAUACUUCAAGCCAAGUCGCUAGAAAGUGGUGGCUACUUUAUUGCCGGUUAUACCGAUAUACGACCGAUUAGCACGGAGGAGCGUUCGCUGUUGAAGUAUUGCGUAGCAGCACGUUUGGCGCAGAGUCUUGUUAUGGGCGCAUAUACACAUUCGCUGGAUCAAUCUAACGAAUAUGUAUUGGUAACGCAAGAAGAAGGUUGGAAGAUGAUUGUGGAUUUGUGGCGUAAUAAAUUUAACGAGGUCGAAGAAAUGUGGCAGACAACAGCCGAUAAAUAUCUGACCCAAAGUGUUAAAUAAAUUUGGCAAUAGCUGAUGAGUAUUAGAUGUUGCAGAAGAUACGCACCAAAUUCUAAAUGAGCAAUUAUAAAAAGUAUUUUGAAAGUCAAUUUCUUGUUGGAAAAAGUCAAUUUUGAAGUCAAUUUGUAAUUCAAGUAUUGUGUAUGUUAAUUGUUAAUUGUUUUAUUAUGUAUUUAAAAGCGUGUCAAUCCUUAUUAAACAAAAAAUAAAAACUUAUUUAUAACUUUAAGA
Messenger RNA from Rhagoletis zephyria (snowberry fruit fly), 2193 nucleotides. RefSeq names its product hydroxylysine kinase. Gene Ontology annotation, molecular function: amino acid kinase activity. The record is from RefSeq and is a predicted model, not a curated record. NCBI's taxonomy places the organism in Eukaryota, Metazoa, Arthropoda, Insecta, Diptera, Tephritidae.